Messenger RNA from Mycena citricolor, 485 nucleotides. The record is from the annotation of a GenBank genome assembly. NCBI's taxonomy places the organism in Eukaryota, Fungi, Basidiomycota, Agaricomycetes, Agaricales, Mycenaceae.
GCCAGCCAUAGUCCAGCCAUCUCGCCAUCGUACACCUCUGCGCGGCCGCCAAGGCCUUGUGACUCCGCAAAAAUCUCGGUGUUUUCUUGGUAGACAACCACUCCGGUUCCAACACGUCGCAUCCCGUGUAGUUUCCUGAGGGAUCCAUCAGACCUCCUCCUUCUCCACCCCAUUCGAGGAUUUUUCUAGCCGCAUGCGAUCACCAAACUUGCUUGCUGUCUGGCCCCAUGGGGGGUUAAGGAAAGGGAGGAUCCGUUCGCCGUGGGGAUUGGUGUGAUGGGCAAGACGUUCCAGUACCGGAGGGGGCCGAUGUGGUUUCUGGCCAUUGCGCCAUGUGUUUGGUAGGCGCUCAAUGACCGGGUUGUGUAGGUUGAGCUUGUUGAAUCGAAUCCCGGUCGCCCUAUUGAUGUGGUCCAUUGCAAGUCGGAUUGGGGGCGUAGAUGACUCAAUCUCGAGUGCGUCGAUUGGGGUCGUUCGGAAUGCUG